CAUUUCAAUAUCUCUUCACCUCUUCUCUCUCUCUCUCUCCAUUUCCUCGUACUAAAUAAUAUGGAUAAGAAACUAUCUAGCGUGUCUCACGAUCCUGAGGUGAGAAAGGGACCAUGGACAAUGGAAGAAGACUUAAUCUUGAUCAACUACAUCGCAAAUCAUGGGGAAGGUGUUUGGAACUCUUUGGCCAAAGCUGCUGGUCUUAAACGUACUGGAAAAAGCUGCCGGCUCCGGUGGUUAAACUACCUCCGACCCGAUGUUAGAAGAGGGAAUAUUACACCCGAGGAACAGCUCUUGAUCAUGGAGCUUCAUGCAAAGUGGGGAAACAGGUGGUCCAAAAUUGCCAAGCAGCUACCCGGAAGGACUGAUAAUGAGAUCAAGAACUUCUGGAGGACAAGGAUUCAGAAGCACAUGAAGCAAAGUGAGAGCUUUCAGCAGCAGAGUAAUUCUGAGACAAAUGAUCACCAAGCUUUCACUAGCCAAGUGUCCACCAUUGCUGAGCCCAUGGAGACCUAUUCUCCAUCCUGUUAUCAAGGAAUGCUAGAACCAUUCUCAACUCAGUUCCACACAAAUCCUGAUCAAUCCAGUUGUUGUACAAACGACAACAACAACUACUGGAGCAUGGAGGAUAUCUUAUCAAUGCAGUUAGCCAAUUACUAAACGGGGACAAAACCUAUAUAUAAACACAUAAUAUGUAUAAAAUCUAAGUCUUCAAAUUUCAUAAAGCUGGAAUCUCUGGCUUAAAACAUAUCAGGUUUGUUAUAUAAGUAGUUGGUAUUUGUACUUUGGUUUUUUGCGUACCAUCAAUAUUUCAGAACUAAAUUAGUGCUGUAACUUAUUAUGAGCUCUUAAGUAAACUAUAUCUCAAAACAAUCUUAUAAAUAAUAUGGUACGUGGACAAUAAAAGAUAAGGUUGAAAACCAAAACCUUUUAAUAU
This is a messenger RNA of Vigna umbellata (rice bean), 937 nucleotides long. RefSeq names its product MYB-like transcription factor EOBII. Lineage: Eukaryota; Viridiplantae; Streptophyta; Magnoliopsida; Fabales; Fabaceae. Gene Ontology annotation, molecular function: DNA-binding transcription factor activity; sequence-specific DNA binding. Gene Ontology annotation, cellular component: nucleus. Gene Ontology annotation, biological process: regulation of DNA-templated transcription. The record is from RefSeq and is a predicted model, not a curated record.